This is a messenger RNA of Gavialis gangeticus (Gharial), 2544 nucleotides long. RefSeq names its product interleukin 12B (gene IL12B). The record is from RefSeq and is a predicted model, not a curated record. Gene Ontology annotation, molecular function: protein binding. The coding region runs from base 580 to 1542 and encodes 320 amino acids. The transcript has 8 exons. NCBI's taxonomy places the organism in Eukaryota, Metazoa, Chordata, Crocodylia, Gavialidae.
UUUCCAACUAAAGUGUUUGCUGAGUUUGGCAGGGAUUCACACAAAAUUUUGUUGGAUUGUAUACUCAAAAAACCAAAUAUCCCAAAUCACGAUCCCUUGCCAUUACUAAGCUGUAGAUUUAAAUUAGCUUUGGUAAUUAGGAUUUAUUUAAUAUUUUUAUCAUGUCUUUAAUACUUUUCUUUCUUUUUUCAGAAUAUGAAGGAUUAUGAAACAGGUGGAAGUUUAUUUAACUCUGCGUUUUCCUCACUGGAAUAAACAGACAGUGUACGAAGGAGGGACAAAGAAUGAGAACAGGAAAAGAAAUGCCUCUGACAUGGCAUAAAGGUCAUUAACAUUCUCUCAUUUCCUCAUCAAAUUUACCUGGGACUCCCAAAUGUUUUCUUAUUUUCUUACUUUAACUCUAUCACUAUGUGGAAAAGGAACUUCAGCCACGUGAUGCAAUUCUGUGGUUUGCGGUGAAAGAAAAGUAUCUCUUUACUUUCAGAGUUAACAAAUAUAAAGGCGACUAAUACCUAGUUCUCUUCAGAUCCACAGGACUACACUCCUAGCCACUUCAGCUCUGAAGCUCUAUUUGAAAAGAUGGCUCAUCUAGUAUUUACCUUGCUUUCCUUAUUUGCCUUUACAAUCCCUCUGGAAGCAAAAUGGAAACUGAGGGAAAAUGUUUAUGUCAUAGAGUCCGAAUGGAGUGAUGAGGCACCAGCCAAACAUGUGGAGCUUACAUGCAAUGUAUCUGACAACCAAGCCACUUCUGUCUACUGGAUGAAGGACAUGGAAAUAAGAGGACAUGGCAAGACAUUGAUCACUGAAGUCCAGGAGCUCCCAGAUGCUGGCAACUACACCUGUCAGAGUACUGAUACACAUGAGGUCCUCAGCUACAGCUUUCUUCUAAUUACUAAAAAAGAUUCAAAUGGUCAAAUGAUCAAGUCAAUUCUGAAAAGUUUUAAAGAGCCAAACAGAACCUAUCUAAAAUGUGAGGCAAAUAAUUACUCAGGGAUUUUCAUAUGCUGGUGGAUGACAGAAAAGGAGAGUCCAGAUGUGAACUUCACAAUCAAGAAUCUAAAAGGAUCUGAAGGAGAUGUAACCUGUGGCAACCCUGAGAUUCAUCAGAAUGGAUUAGUGACAGUAUAUUCAUCCCAGUGCCAGAAAGAAAACCACUGCCCCUUUGCUGAGGAACACCAGCCCAUUGAAAUGUUCCUGGAGGUUAUUGAUGAUAUAGAAUAUGAAAACUGUUCCACCAGCUUCUUCAUUAGAGAUAUCAUAAGACCUGAUCCUCCUCAGUGUCAGUAUCUAGCCAAAGACAACAAAGUGACUUGGAAAUACCCUAAAACAUGGAGUACACCAGAGUCUUACUUCCCUUUGACGUUUAGAGUCAAAACUGAAUCUGCAAAAAAACACACAAACAAAGUGGAGUUUUAUGAUGCUGAUGAAUAUUUUAUGAAUCUCCCAGAGACUAGCACCCCAGACAAGAUCUUCGUCCAGGCCAGGGAUCGAUAUUACAACUCAUCUUGGAGUGAUUGGUCUUUACCAUGCAGUUAUCAAUAAGAGAUUUCAGAGAAAUGGCAGAAGAACAAGAGAGAAGGAAAAGAAUAAAGAAUACAGCAGCUUAAACACAACUGUGCAAACAACCUGCCUCAGAAAUUCCUAAGAAGUCCCGAUACAUAUUUUUGUAAUGAAUUAACAUGACAAUGAUUAUGACAGUUUGCUCAUGUUCUAUAUUUGAGUGGUGCUGCUGGAAUAUACUAUGUCUACUUAACAUUUUUUAACAGGUUUGAUACAUGGAAACACCACCAAUUAUUUUGUUGGAUUCUGUAUGUUAUAAUAUUCCAUCUAUUUAUUAUUUAUUUAUUUAUUUAUUUAUUUAUUAUUUGUUUGGUACAUGUUACAAUGUCACAUGCCAGUAUUUUUUUUUUUUACUGAAAUGCUUUGUGUGUUAAUUUAGAGAGAAGGUAACUUAUUAUGAGAAGACAUAAUUUAUCUAUUUAUUAUUUAUAAUGCCUAUUUAUAUAUUUAACAUUUUAAAAAUGCGUGAGCAUGGAAAUCCUUGGCUGCGUGAAGCAGCUGUGUGUUGUAUUUCAAGGCUAUACCCAUCAUCCAAACUGAUGGCAAUUAAAAAGUGAAACAGAGGCUUGAGAAGCUAAUUUUUACCUGCUGCAUUUUGUCAGCUGCGUUAUAUAUUUGCUUACAUCAUGUUGAUGCCUGUGUGGAGAAAACAAUAAAUAGCUGUUGCAUUCUGCAGCUACCACCAUUGAAAUACUAACCAAAUUCCAGUGGGAGCUGGAUCAGCUCCCAUUAGAAGCAGUGAGAGUUUGGGCACUGGCUCAGGUCCUAAAUGGUCUGUGGUUUUUUACAGAGAUAUAGCUAAACAGAUUUCAAAGGCAGACAUUAAAUGUCUGAUCUAUAUUUAAAGAUUUUUAGAAGAUUAUUUUUUGCAGUUUAUUUAUAUAUUAUCUUGUUAGCACCCCAGGGUGUGUUUAGCUCUUUUACAGAACUCCAGGGAACAUCUGGUCCAACACCAAAUUGCUUACAGAGUAAGACUCUAAUUUA